AUGGCUGUCGCGCAGGCACAGGGGCUGGAGGGACGAGGCAUGAGCGCCAGCCCCACGCAGAGAUGGAAGCCAAGCCUCGACCAGCGCGCCCAGGAGCUGCACGCCGCCAUCGCCUUGCAAGAGCAAGGAAGGAAGUUUUUCGUGCAGUUGUGCGAGGAGAAACUCAGUCAGAAGAGAGAGGUGCUCCCCAAGCUGCGCGAGGCGGUGCGGGAGGAUGUCCGCACUCUGGACAGCAUCGAGAAGGGCAACAAACUCAGCACCUCCACAGCUUGCGAAGAGCAGAAGCCCUUGGGCGUCGCUUUGGCCAGGGAGACGGUGGAGGUGGCCCAGGAGAGGCUCCGCAGUGAGAUCUAUGACCAGGUGAACACAUCCAACCUGCUGCUGUACCAGCUGAGUCAGCGGAGCCGAGCCCAGGGCGAGCUGCAGAGGCGGCUACAGCAGCUCCUGGAUGCUGAGAUGGAUGACAAGCAGCACCAGGCACAGGCACAGAUGAUUUGCCAGCUGGAGAACAAGAUUGGGAAGACACUCCCGAAAAUCCGUGCUGCUCAGACAGACAGCACCCUGUACCUGAUGGCGCGGGAUGUCCUGAAGAAGGAGCUGGUCAGCCUGCUUCAGCACCUGGACAUCAUGAGCAGGAUGUCUGAGAUGUACCACUGGGACCUGGAAGACAUGGAGCACAUGCCCUUGGAAGCUCGCAAAUCUGCUUAUAUAGUCAAGAAGGAUAUGGCUGAUAUGGAAACCGUCUUCCUCAUGGAGAGAGAGGUCAGGUCCCAAACACUGGCUGCCAUCCAAGCGGAGGACGACAUGCUCUGGUUCAUGGAAGCAAGUCAAAAGCAUCGGAGGCUGCUAGCCAGAUUCAAGUUCACCAUAGACUCCUCGAGCCUGCAGGAAUCGCUAACAGACACCGAAUCAGAGGACACCAAGUCUCAGAUGGACUACAGGUCCGGCAUGAUCGAGAAGAUGGAGGAUGCCAAGGCACUGAUGAAGUGCUCCUGCAUCUGGGACAUGCACAAAAGGAUCCAGGCAAAGCAGAAUUACUCGGUGGACCUGAAGCAUCACUUCAAUGACCUCAAGGAGAAGAAGCAGGCACUGAAGAAGACACUGGAGGAGUUGGAGCUGAAGCAGGCUGAGCUGAAGUUUCGUCAGACCCCCAAAACAACCAGGUGCAGGAUGCUGGAGGAGAGCCUGAGGAUGAACCUGCAGAAGGAAGAGGCUCGGCUGAAGCAGAUGCCAGACCAGAUGUUGAGGAACCAGCGUCUCCUAUAUGAGUUAGAAAAUGCCAUCAACAAACUCUUCUUCUGUCUGUAUGGCAUCACCGCACCCAACCAGGAUGAUUCUCCCAAGGCCACGGGGAUGAAGGAGAAGUUCCACCACUGUCGGCAGAAGCUGCAGUACCUGAAGCAGCGGGUGGCUGACCUGCCCCCCACCAGCCACAGCCCCGAUGAGGACGAUGAGAUUUUUGUGAAAGUCAGACAUAUCCUGGAGAAUACGACUGCAAGUGAUACAAAGAACCUGAAGAUUUCCUUGGAUGACGCAGACAAUAGCGUGCAAGACCCCUUGUAUUUUAUUCGCAAAGGCCACAGCCUUGCCCUCUCCCGGGAAGAGAUCAAGCAGCAGGGGAUGCAACUGAUUGAAAGCAAUAAGAGCAAGAAGAAGAAGUAG
This is a messenger RNA of Apaloderma vittatum (bar-tailed trogon), 1662 nucleotides long. It is a transcript of the gene CCDC183, whose product is annotated as coiled-coil domain containing 183. The coding region runs from base 1 to 1662 and encodes 553 amino acids. NCBI's taxonomy places the organism in Eukaryota, Metazoa, Chordata, Aves, Trogoniformes, Trogonidae. The transcript is spliced from 14 exons. The record is from RefSeq and is a predicted model, not a curated record.